Molecule: messenger RNA, 669 nt
Organism: Gigantopelta aegis
Lineage: Eukaryota; Metazoa; Mollusca; Gastropoda; Neomphalida; Peltospiridae
Product: ribonuclease H1-like
Exons: 1
Coding region: 1-669 (222 amino acids)
Molecular function (GO): RNA-DNA hybrid ribonuclease activity; nucleic acid binding
Source: RefSeq, a predicted model, not a curated record
AUGCAAAAAACUCAAGAGGAUGCAAUCUCAUCCACUGCAUACAAGCCUGAGAGAUCCUACCAAGAACAGUCUCACAUCUCCAAAAUACUUCAGAGACAACAUGCAGAAUGCUUGCCACCACUAGACCAACAGGACGAACUAGUCCAGGGCUAUGAAGACAGGAAAACUGAAGAUUUUACCACCAUCAUAGACCUGCCAGGAGUUGGUAACAAGAAGGAACACACAGUGACAGAACUCAAAGCCCUUACUCUCGAGGACAGGGAUUACCAUAGAGAUUCCUGGACCCAAGUCUAUAAAGAUGGCUCUGCUGAAAAUGCUGUCAAAAAUGGAGGAGGGGGUGUCUUUAUCAGAUAUGUUGAUGAAAGCUUCAUAUCGAAGUCCAUUGCAACUGGAUAUCUCUCCACCAACGUCAGAGCUGAGGCAUGUGCACUACUUGAAGCAGCUAAAGUAUUAAACUUACAAGACAAACUGUCUCCCAACACCGUUUUCCUUACAGACUGCAGAUCUCUACUACAGAGCCUCCAGACACAUUGUGGUGAACAUAUCCUGUUGAAUAUCAGGAGGGAACUUCAAGAUAUGUCAAAAAGAACAAACAUAAUCCUUCAAUGGAUACCAUCCCACUGUGGCGUGCCAGGCAAUGAAGAAGCAGACAGGCUCUCAAAAACAUGA